CUCGCGCUCGCUGUGCGCGAGAGGACUGAGUGCGUCCACACCUUAUACCGGCGUCUUGUUCUUCGGACUUUUUGUUUUUGAAAUAUCUUCAGUCGUCUCAAGCGUGUAGCAGACUUCAGGAAUAACCUGAGAAACACCGACUGUAUAUGAGCAAAUUUUUUUCUUCCUCUGGUCAGCCUGAGUCGGUUUUUGUGAUUUACCGAAUUUGAGCGUGCGUCCAUCCCAGGUAGUCGCUGCUGUGUGUAACAUCAGGCUACUUUUCAAUUUCUUUCUCCACUCCGUGUGUGGAGCAGCGGGUGAAAGUUGUUGCUGCUGCCUUUUAGCGUCGGAGAGUCUUGCUGUGUUCAAGAGAAGACCAGAAAAACCGACUGCUGACGGGAAAACCACUCCGGUUGCUACCAGUGGAGCCUGAGCUGAUGGAUAAUAUGAGAGUUGUGUUCAUCUUGAUCAUCCUCCUCUCCACAGUUUCAAGUGAAAAUGACUUGGACUUGAACUUUUGUGGCAUCUGGCGACAUGGCAAGGGCUCCCUGAGCCUCGCUGUCAACCUCUCCACAGGCUGUAAAGGGAUCUCAAUCUCGGCCAAUACGAGCUCUCUGUCCAUUGAUGGGCAGAUCACAGCCCAGUGCAGGCGGUCUGAUGUUAUUCCCCUCAAGCAGUUUGGAUUUGAUUCAGCAGGGGAUAGUAACUUUUGUCUGUACUGGGAGCCAUUGCUGGACCAGUUGAAGCUGCAGAUCAAAGGAAAGAACAUUACUCUGUGCUGGCCUGCCAGCCUGCAGCAUUCCUGCUGCACAGAUCUGUCUCAUGGCUCCAACACACCCACAGCACCCUACGGCAUCUUCAAUGGAACGGUCAAAAGUGAUCCAAUCACCGAUAAAAUUCAGACAGCCUACUAUUUCCAUGGAAUGUCCAUUGACUGCAAAGCGUUAUGUGAUCAAGUGAGCCCUGGACCCACCCGAGUCACCAUAACUGAAGACAUUUUGACGAGAUCCCACGCUACACGUGUUGUUGAGCAUCCCUGCGCUCACAGGUCUGAGGUGGAGAUGAAGGAGGAUUUCGAAGGCUAUACCAUUACUUCACCUGCUGCUCAAGGUGUAUCUGCAGAGUCCACUGUCACUGUCCAGAUCCCCCCUGCUCUGAAACAAGCUGCCAAAAAGACCAGCAAAGUAGUCCUCACUUUCUUCAAAAACAACUCUCUGUUCCAGGACGGUUUCAAGAAUGCCGGGAUUCUUGAUGAUGUUGUGGGAAUCACUGUGGAGAACGAGAUCAUCGCCGAUCUGUCUGAGCCAAUCAGGAUUGGCUUUCACCAUGAUGUCAUACCUAAAAUGCAUUCAAGGAAAUGUGUUUCAUGGGAUACCAGAAAAGAUCCAUUGCAGGUUAAUUGGCUGGUGGAUGGAUGUGAGACUCGUCAACAUGGAGCAAAACACACCGAGUGCCUCUGUAACCAUCUAACUUUCUUCUCUGUACUAGUGCAAAUGGAGCCUCGCCCAGUGUGCCACCUGCUGGCACUGACCACCAUUACAUCUCUGGGCUGUGCCAUGUCUGUGAUCAGCUGCAUAGCUCUCAUCAUUUUUCUCUGCAAGAAGAGGCGACCUCAGGAGCAGUCCACACCUAUCCACUUGGGCUUAGCUGUCUCUUUGGCCCUCCUCAACCUGGUCUUCUUCUUAACUGCAGUCCUGGCCAAUGUGGGAGGGGAGAGUGUGUGCGCCUGGGUGGGGGCGAUCCUCCACUACACCCUGCUCAGCUCCUUUGCCUGGAUGGGCAUAGAAGUUUUCCACACUUUCUGGUUGGUCUACGUGGUUUUCAGACCCUCCCCAAAACCCUAUGUAUGGAUAGGCUUUGUUCUCCCUGCUGUUCCUGUCAUCAUCCUGAUUGCAGUAGGUGACAUUUAUGGAAUGAGAGCGGUGCGGUCAUGUGACGACACAGCUGAUCCUUAUCUGAUGUGCUGGAUGAAAGACACCCAGAAGGCCUUGCUGGCCCACUACUUCACCACGAUGACAGUCCUGGUCAUCCUGGUGUCCUCGGGCAUUCUGAUGCUCUUCCUGGUCUAUAGGAAGAUCCACAGGAGGGAUGAAUGGAGCCAGAACCGGGUGGCUUUUCUCAGCAUCUGGGGCCUCAGCUGCCUCUUCGGGAUAACUUGGGGUCUGACCUUCCUAGACUUUGGACCCCUCUCUGUAUUCGUUCUCUUCCUCUCCUGCAUCCUCAACUCUUUUCAAGGCUUCCUCCUGAUGCUGCGGUUCUACAUGCUGGACUGGGUGCGGAAACAGGCUGGUGGCUCUGCUCUAGGCAGCACCAGCACCGGAUCUACCCGACAACACAUGCUGCAGGCCCAGGAGAAGAGUUAGAUGGACUGAAAAGAAUAUAUGGCACAUAAUACAGUAGAAAUGUCAAAGCUGUAGCGAUCAAACUUUUUUUGUAACAAUACAGCUUUCUUAUCAAAGUAAAUGACAAAAAGGAAAAGAAUGUUCAAGCCCUGACUGCGACUGUGGAUUCACAGUUUUGUCAGAUGAAAUUCUGCUGUCAGUUGUGGUAACUGCUGCCAAAUGACAACCCACAAGAGUCACUCCAAAUAGCAGUGAGUGAACUCUCCAUACCUUGUACACCUCUCAUUCUUCUGGUGUGCUUUGGUAUUUAAUGCUGCAGAUCAGCUGGGCUGGUAAACACAAGCACACUGAGUGAAAUUAGCAUUAUUGAAUUUUUCAAAACUGAUCUUCAAAUGGUUACCUCUUGGCCAGUGCCUGCUUUGCAGCUGUAAGUGGUAAUUUGCUACCAGUGUCGAGGUAACAAAAUGAUACCUUGUCUUGAGACAGGCUAUUAGCACCAGCUUUUCAAGUUAAGUGGGCUUGAUCAGCAAUUCUUGUGAGUUCUCAGAUGCAUUUUGCAAUUUUUUGUUUUGCUUUUUUGUAUCUACCGAUGUCACUCAAAUAUAAAGCAUAGGGCUGAUGCUUAACAUAAUCAACACCUUGCUGAAAGUAUUUGAAUCAAUCCCAUCCACUGUGCAGUCCAAACAGGUUUCUUUUUCUUCUCUGGGACAGUGAAGAAUAAAUGACACCAUCACUCAGGAACUCAUAAUACAGGCCUGGAGCCUAUAUUUGCAGAAUACUUAGACUGGGUCUAAAUAUAGAAGGGAAAGAAUUUUAGAUUUUCAAUCAGAUAAAGUGAGGCUUUUUUCAGGCAAACACAUGGAAGUUAAACGAUUGCAGAGAAUUGUUCUGUGAUUUCCAUUGCAUUGUCUGUACAGAAAAAACUGUAUAAUUGAAGCUCUCUUUGAACUGUAGAUAAGCUUUUUAUUUGUAAUUUUGUACUGUAAGCAUUUCUUUCAUAUAUAAGUUAAUUCUUUAAAGUAGCACUUUGUCUUUAUUUUAAUUUUCUUCUUAAGCCUCACAGAGUUGUUGUUUGUAUUGUUCUAAUAGGCAUAGUAAAGAUUUCAUAUCCAGUAUGUUUUGUAUUAUAAAAUAGCUGAAUGUUUUAUAAUUGACUCUGGGAUGACUCCUAUUUUUCCUGACCAUCAUGACCGUCAAGUAUAAUAUCAACAAAAUAUACACUGUAGUAAUUCUCAGGUUUUUGCCUUCAAAAUGGACCAAAAUGUGUGUUAUUUUACACUGAACUAAACUUAGUUUAAACAUGUCUUUCAUCCCCAGCACAACAGCACAAGUGAGUUUAUAGAUGCUGUGGUUCUUGCACUUUAUUUUCUAAAGUGAAAUUUAUGUUAUUUGAAUUCUGUACAUGUGAGUUUUUGUGGAUGUAAAUAUGCAUUAAUAAACAAAUGGCUGGGUAUGUCUUAAUGUGA
Molecule: messenger RNA, 3787 nt
Organism: Chelmon rostratus (copperband butterflyfish)
Lineage: Eukaryota; Metazoa; Chordata; Actinopteri; Chaetodontiformes; Chaetodontidae
Product: adhesion G-protein coupled receptor G5-like
Exons: 15
Coding region: 417-2342 (641 amino acids)
Biological process (GO): adenylate cyclase-activating G protein-coupled receptor signaling pathway; cell surface receptor signaling pathway
Cellular component (GO): membrane
Molecular function (GO): G protein-coupled receptor activity
Source: RefSeq, a predicted model, not a curated record